AAGACACACUAGCAAGCUCAGCUUUUUGCCCAAGUCGCAAAGAACGCGCGCGGCUCGCUCUGACAAGCAGCGCUGGUAAAUCGCACUUCUACAGCGCAGACUCAAACUCACAAUGGUUGCGACCCGCUCCACGAGGCGCCGCGGCACCCCACUUCUCGUGCUCUGGAGACGCGACGAUGCGCGCGCGGCCGUUGUGGAUUUCUUGCCCACAGAGACCAUAGCGGAGCUCGCAGUGGUUGCGAAACCGCUGCGCGAGGCGCAGUCGUGCCUGCUCACCACAGCAAUAAAACGGCGCGGCAAGACCGUCCCGAACCCCCCGACGACGCGAGCGUGCCUCGACGCCCUGCUUGUUGGCGAGACGCACUACUUCUGCGAGAAGUGGGAGCGGGGAUUUGGGGAGUGGCUUUGGGUUGGUAAUGGAACUGCUGGCAAUGCUGAAGUGAAGCCCUUCCACGGCGUUGGAUCGUGCCUCGAGCUCACAGAGCCCAGGGGACACCGGGGAUUUGCUCGUCUUCUGCGAGGCCCAAAUCUGCUCGUGACGCGAUACCGAGUGGCAAUGAGCUACGUGGAGUGUAGUGUAGAGCAUACACCGGGUGGCGUAUCGGUGGGCUAUGCACUACUCUGCGGGCCCAGCGCACCUACGCGUCCAAAUCACAGAUCACACGUGGUGAAUGACUUCAUUGGUGGCCCGAGAUUUCGCCUAAACGAACACGGAAUUAUCUCCCUCAUUUGGUUUUAUCGUAUUGCUGAGGAAAGUAGGGCAACUCAAACGCUCGUCGAGGACGUGGCGCCCAACACCCCGUAUAUCGUCGAUGCGACGUUCAAUCAUGAGUCGGUGAAUUCUUGCUCGGGCACAGUUGACAUUUCCGUAGAUGGUGAGACGGCCGCCCGGGGGCUGCCGGUCGCAUACAACCCGCUCUCGUCGAUCCAUUUGUACAACUAUAGUCCGGGUAUAGCAAGGAUUGGAGACAUCGAGAUCUGGUCUGAGAAAGCCGCGCCGAAUCAGGUCUGGAAAUCCGAUGUUGAUCUUGGAGAUUACUGAGAGGCGUCCGCGCGUGUAAGUUCAUUAAUG
Molecule: messenger RNA, 1072 nt
Organism: Pelagomonas calceolata
Lineage: Eukaryota; Pelagophyceae; Pelagomonadales; Pelagomonadaceae
Source: the annotation of a GenBank genome assembly